GACCACUGAGCUGUAUAAUAUAUCUGGAUAGCUCAUUGGCGAUGACUUGUGAAACCACACGGCCGCCAUAUUGCUACUCGCAAGAAACACUACUCGACAAGCUUUUGCAUUCGUGGUGAACUUCUUUUAUUAAUUCGGAUUGGACACAAAUUUUGCCUUAAGAUACCUGCAUGUGCAGCUAUUUACUGCACAAAUCGCCAGUUCAAAGGCUGUGGACGAACAUUUCACCUAUGGACAACACAAGACGACAUGAUACAGAAUGACAUCGAGAAUGAUGACAGUUGCUUGCUUCUUUGCCUCAACAAUGCCAACUUGUUUUGGUUUGUGAACUUCGGUGCUGACAAGUAUGGCGUUAUUCCUGCCAGAAAUGCAUGCAACGAUAUUGAUGACAUCCCUAUUUCCUGCACAAAUCGCCAGUUCAAAGGCUGUGGACGAACAUUUCACCUGGACAAUGAAGAGGAGGCUCCGAUGAGAUGUAGUUUCUCAGUAGAAGACCUCCUGGAUGAGGUGGAGAAGAUCUGUUAUGAUGCGUCCGGGACAUCUAAGGUUGAGAUGGUGGUGCGCCUCUGGAAGGACGGCUUCACCGUCAACGACCAGGAGUUCCGCAGCUACUCCAUACCCGAAAACCAGCAGUUCCUGGACGCCAUCAAAAGGGGGGAGCUUCCGACAGAAUGGGAGAGCAGAGCUGAGGAGGAGGAGCUGGAGGUCAACGUGGAGGACCUGACGGAGGAAGCAUACGUUCCCAAGAAGAAGGUUUUCCAUCCUUUCAGCGGGAGAGGAUACCGGCUUGGGAGCGUGGCACCCAGAGUCGUGGCCAGGUCGCCAUCUGUGCACGAGGACGGAGAAUCUCCUCCUAUCCCCAUGGUAACGCUGGACCACACCCUCCCCGUGACCUCCUUACAGAUCUGGUUGGCUGACGGCAGGAGAUUGGUGCAGAGGUUCAACCUGUCACAUCGGAUCGUGGAUGUUCAAGACUUUGUGGCGCGCUGUCAGAGGAGCUGCCCGCCUUUCGUCCUGACCACGUCGCUUCCCAUGCGGGAGCUGAACAACCAAGAGCUGAGCCUCCAGGAGGCGGAUUUGGCCAACGCCGUCAUUGUCCAGCGGCCCCUGGAAACACAGGAGCCCUUCGGACACUCUCGACUGUCACCGUCGUUCCUCUGAUUCCCUUGUGAACUUUCACCUUUCCUUCAUCCAUUGUAGAUGUGGUGUUAUAAUACUGGCACACCUUGUCUCUGGAGCUGAUAGGAGGGUGGGAAGUCUGAUUUCUAGAACAUACUGCAUCAGAAACACCAUUCCAUUGCUCUCAUCCAAUCACAAGCUUUUGACAACUGAUGGAUUCUGUCUUCAUCAGAUAUUAUAGAGGCUUUAUGACCAUAUGUAAAAUGUACAGAUGCCUGAUAGUGGCUUUCUUACUGAUAUCGGAUUUACCCAUAUUGUCCAGCACUUUAUUACCGAUAUCAGUAUCAACCUAUACCAAUAUUGGCAGCAGCUUUCCCCAUGGAAUGAACACAUAAUGCUUCUUUUACUGUGAUGCUACUGGAUGCAUUUCACAAAUAAAUGCAAUGGCAUUUAUAGAAAAAGUGACAUAUUUAUAUAUGACAUAUAGUGACAUAUUUAAAGUCGUUGUUACAGAAAUCAUGAAAAAAAACCCUACUGUCAACAGCAAUGAUACAAUUUUGGAAGUUGCACAUUUCUAUGUGGCACAAACAUCCAUAAAAGAACAAAGUAAAGUACAUACAGUGGUGUGAAAAAGUGCUGGCCCCGUCCCUUCCUGAUUUGUAUUUGUAUUUGUACUUUAUUUAUCCCACAGCGGGGAAAUUCACUUGUUACAGCAGCAAGCAAGAUACGCAAGUAAAGAGUACAGUGUAAAGAAUGCAUAUUGACUACAACAUGGUUUAGGUGGUGCAGGUGUUGUAGAGCCUGACAGCGGUCGGUAUGAAGGACCUGCGGAACCUCUCCUUCUUACACCGUGGGUGUAACAGUCUGCUGCUGAAGGAGCUGCUAAGGGAACCCGCAGUGUCAUGUAGCGGGUGAGAGGUGUUGUUCAUGAUGGAUGUCAGCUUAGCCAACAUCCUUCUCUCCCCCACUUCCUCCACGGAGUCCAAAGGACCAUCCAGGACAGAGCUCGCUCUCCUGAUCAGCCUAUUGAUCCUGCUCCUGUCCCUGUCCGUGCUGCCCCCUCUCCAGCAGCCCACAGCAUUUGUUGUCAGUCAGCCACAUUGGAGGCUUUUCGUUUUUAAAGUCAUGCGACAGCAUCUCAAUAGGAUUCAGGUCAGUACUUGGACUAGUCUUCAGCCAUUCAGAGGUGGACUUGCUGGUGUGUUUUGGAUCAUUGUCCUGCUGCAAAACCCAAGUUGCUUUCAGCUUGAGGUCACCAGCAGAUGGCCGGACAUUCUCCUUCAGCAGAAUUCAUGCUUUCAUUUAUCACAGCAAGUCUUCCAGAUCCUGAAGACCAUCACACUACCACCACCAUAUUUUACUUGCUAUGAUGCUACUUUUUUUAAUGCCAGAUGUAAUGGGACACGCACACCUUCCAAAAAGUUCAAUGUUUGAGUGUUUUCGUAAAUAAAGGUCUUGGGGAUCAUCAAGAUGUUUUCUGGCAAGACUGAGAUGAGCCUUAAUGUUGUUUUUGUUCAGCAGUGUUUUUUUUCUUGGAACUCUGUCAUGCAGGCCGUUUUUGCCCAGUGUCUUUCUUAUGGUGGAGUCAUGAACACUAACCUUAACUGAGGCAAGUGAGGCCUGCAGUUCUUUGGAUGUUGUUGUGGGGUCUUUUGUGGCCUCUCGGAUGAGUCAUGGCUGCGCUCUUGGGGUCAUUUUGGUUGACGCCCACUCCUGGGAAGGUUCACCACUGUUCCUUGUUUUGGCCAUGUGUGGAUAAUGGCUCUCACUGUGGUUGGCUGGAGUCCCAAAGCUUUAGAAAUGACUUUAUAACCUUUUCCACGCUGAUAGAUCUCAGUUCAUGUGUUAUAUUUUAACGGGACAAUCACUUUUUCACACAGGGCCAUGUAGCCUUGGAUUUUUUUUUGCCAUUGACUAAUGUUUGAAUUUAUUUGAUGGUAUGAAACAUUUAAGUGUGACAAACAUGCAAAAAAGUAAGACAUCAGGACGGGGCCAAAUACUUUUCCCACCCCUGUAUGCAGUAUAUCGCUUAUUUGACUAUGAGUGAUUCUUCCUGUGGUGUGUUAUUAUCGGAAGACGCCUCACUACCUCCUUGCCUAAAAAAGCACAUUACAAUAAUUGAAAAUUGCAAUGGAAAUAAUUCCAGACUGCAGACAUACUGAGCUAGCAAGAUUUGUUACUCUGCAUAGCACAGUGGAGCUUGAUGAGGCCUCACUAGCGCAUCGAUGUCAACAGUGGCAGAGAAACCGAUACUGAUUUAUGCCAAUAUUGGUCGUCUGACAUAAUCAGACGUCCUUAAUAAAAAAUGAAGUUGUAUCUUGUAAGAUAGGUGCUAUGAAAUGAUACAAAUGAAACCCCCAAAUGCCAGGUGCAAACAGGAUUGCGAGGGGCAAUGUCUCCAGCAUGUCAAACGGGUAGAAGGCAGCAGUUGUCACUGAUUGCUUUGGGUCCCGUCCCUUUCACAGGACAAUCUGCCAGAAAAAAAUCCAAUGUGGUACCUGAUGCAGAUGGUAAUAAUCCUGGUGUCCAUCUGCUGGUUCAUAACACCCAUCCCUUCCCCCUGCGCCCCCCCUGCACACUCACAUACAUAAACAAUAUAAACAUAUAAAGCAGCACUUUCAAGUCUUCCUUCAACUGUGUCAUAUUUUACUCCACUUUUCAAGCCAGGAUGCUGCUUGAGUUUUCACAUUGAAUGUUCAUGUAACUGACAGAGUAUUCAUUGUACAAGUAAUAAUAAGAUGUUGCAUUUACAUAGCACAUUUAGAUUGCUGUCUUCAAUCUGAGGUCUACUCCUGUAUGAAUUGUAUUGUAUGUGUAUGUAUAGUACUUUAUUAAUCCCACAGCAGGGAAAUUCACUUGUUACAGCAACAAGCAAGAUACGCAAGUAAAGAAUACAUAGUGACUACAACAUGGUUCAGGUGGUGCAGGUGUUGUAGAGCCUGACAGCAGUCGGUAUGAAGGACCUGUGCAACCUCUCCUUCUUACACCGUGGGUGUAACAGUCUGCUGCUGAAGAAGCUGCUAAGGGAACCCAUGUAUCAUGAAUGUAUCAUGUUAUCAGCCUGCAUCUUUUACAUCCAAUACAUGCAUUUCAAAACACAGCUCAAAGCUCUUUU
Molecule: messenger RNA, 4234 nt
Organism: Dunckerocampus dactyliophorus (ringed pipefish)
Lineage: Eukaryota; Metazoa; Chordata; Actinopteri; Syngnathiformes; Syngnathidae
Gene: ubxn2a
Product: UBX domain protein 2A
Exons: 9
Coding region: 250-1161 (303 amino acids)
Biological process (GO): Golgi organization; nuclear membrane reassembly; autophagosome assembly
Cellular component (GO): nucleus; cytosol
Molecular function (GO): ubiquitin binding
Source: RefSeq, a predicted model, not a curated record